Messenger RNA from Strongylocentrotus purpuratus (purple sea urchin), 2953 nucleotides. RefSeq names its product peroxisomal NADH pyrophosphatase NUDT12-like. The record is from RefSeq and is a predicted model, not a curated record. Gene Ontology annotation, cellular component: cytosol. Lineage: Eukaryota; Metazoa; Echinodermata; Echinoidea; Camarodonta; Strongylocentrotidae. The transcript is spliced from 4 exons. The coding region runs from base 200 to 1579 and encodes 459 amino acids. Gene Ontology annotation, biological process: NADP+ catabolic process; NAD+ catabolic process. Gene Ontology annotation, molecular function: NADH pyrophosphatase activity; metal ion binding; protein binding.
UUAUAUUUGACCGUAAGUUAGGAGGACACAUGCGCUCUUUUUAUUUAUUUUCAAAUAGACGAAUGCGAAAAGUCUAAGCGCCUUAUCAGCUGAUUUACCUAACACCAUCCAAUUCAACAACACUCUUCCCGAAAUCCAUUAUUAAUACUAUUUUGUAAGGUGUACCGUUAGUUCUAAGUUUAGAAUUUCAGUCAGAAUAAUGGAUUCUAUAACUCGAGAUAGCACAGCCCCUCGGGAUCAGUUAUUAGCAGAGCUUCAUCGCUGUGCAGGUCUAGGCGAGACCGCUCAUGUUUCUCGAAUGGUGCAAGGGAUGAAGUCCGGGUUGGAUGGUCGCAAUGAGCAGGGAUGGACAGGUCUCAUGCUGGCUGCUAGAAAUGGACACGCUGAUGUGGUCAAGCUACUGCUACAAAAUGGGUGCGAUCCAUUCUUACCCAAUAAAUCAGGCCAGAAUUCUUUGGAUAUAGCUGAGUUCUGGGACCAUACAGAGGUCAUCAGUCUUCUGAAAAAUGACCCCCAAAUCAAGAAAGUGGCCGACAAGGAACUGAUCAACUUCUUCGGUCUCAACCCUCUUGAUCGCCAGAGUCACCAAAGAACCAACAAACAGUGGUUAGAAGAUGCGAUGCAAGCCCCUACAACUACCUUCGUCCUUUACAGAGACUUGAAUCCAUACAUCAUCCCUUCUGAAGACAGCAAUGGAACAUUCCAAUAUAACCUUGCUGCCUUCUCCUAUGCAGAAAUCUCAUUUGCCUUGAAGGAGGAAGCUUCCAUUAUAUUUCUAGGGGUAGGGUCACUCCACAUUUCAAUGAAAAAAAAAGGAAAUGCCCAAGAGAAGAGUUCUGAAGAGGGCGCUUGGUUUGCUUUAGACGUUGCCAGUAUUCCUUCAGAAGAUCUACAGAAAAUCAAGCCCGAGGCAGAGUUAUUGCCCAAGAGGAAUCGCAUGGCUAUCAUGUUACUGAGGGCAGAAGAUGCUGGAAUCAUUGCUCUGGGCAAGUCCGUGCUGGCCUGGCAUGACAGGUAUAAGUUCUGCCCAACCUGCGGUGCACCUACUACCAUAGCAGAGGCAGGAUAUAAACUUGUCUGCACAAAAGAAGGCUGUAGAAGUCUUCAAGGUGUUCAUAACACCUGCUACCCCCGCCUAGACCCUGUGGUAAUCAUGCUUGUAGUCUCAGAGGAUGGUAAGAGUGCUUUAUUAGGAAGGAAGAAAGGCUUUCCAGGAAAGAUGUACUCUUGCUUGGCAGGCUUCAUGGAACCAGGUGAGACUAUUGAGGAUGCUGUGAGGCGCGAGACCAAAGAAGAGAGCGGGAUCAUCGUAGGCAAGGUCCAAUACCACUCCUCCCAGCCAUGGCCGAUGCCUUCCCAGCUCAUGAUAGGAUGUAUCGCCAAGGCAACCUCCUCCAAGAUCACCGUAGAUGAAGACGAGCUGGUGGAUGCUCGUUGGUUUACUCGACAUGAUGUGAUUGAGAUGCUCGGGUCGUCGGGUGGUUCGGGGUCUUCCGGGGGAGGUAUGUUUGUACCUCCCGGGGCAGCCAUAGCCCAUCAAUUACUUAAACACUGGGCCAAGAUGUCUCCAAACCUCUGAUCGAUUCCUACAUUCCUCUACCAAAAAUAAGGUUUCUUGAAAUAAGUAUUUUUUUGUCCAUCUGUGUACCCCACUAGCUCGUUGUUAUACUCAAGAAUCAUUUGAUCUUUUAAAUACAGUCAUAGAAAUGAGUGCAUAGAACCUUUCGAUUCGGUGCUAGUAUGCUUUAUCGAGUAGUACAGGCAUACUGAAGCUUUUCAUCUUGCACUCAUAAAGAUUGAUUUGAUUUUCUGUUCAUUCUUCCAUUUUCCUCUAAUAAGUGUAAGAUGAAACAGUUCAGACCGUCUGUAUUUAAAGCCAUUCCUCUAUGUUUAAAUAUAAUCCUUUUAUGUCAUGCUCAAUGGAUACAAAAUUACCAAUGAUAGGUUAUAUCAAAUUCUUUCUCAGUACUUAUAUUACUACUACAAUCAUUAUAGAACUUCCGAACCACUCUGAAUUUACCAGAAUUACUUGCAGUUUGAUGUGUUAUGAACUGUUGAGACUUGGGGCUUAUUAGGUCAAAGGUCACCAGUGUCAAUUUAUACAUGUAAGUAUAGUAUUUUAUUCACAAGAUCUGUAGAUGCUAAAUUUGUUUGGCAAUGAUACAGUACAAUAUUUAUAGAUGGAACCUUCUUGAUAGUAUGUUGUAUUUUCUAGAUAUCUGUGAGCCCCAUCCUUCUUUUAUCAUUUGCUAUUGUCUCAUUUUAAUGUCAUGUGCUACAUCAAGAAUUUAAUUUUAAAAUAUCAAAACCCAUCAUCGGAUCACUACUUUUUGUAAUUGUUGUAAGUGAGAUAUUAGUAAGAGAGCUAUAUCCUCAGCCUUUUUACCUAGCUGUGUUGACUUACGUUAAUGUACACAUUAGUACUAAGUACUACAUGUACAAGCUCAACAAACUUCAAAAGAUGAUCAAAUAAUAAUGUACAAUUUGAGAAAGAAAAGGUUACAAAUAUUGGAGAAAACAUUAUGCAAGAAAAACAGAAUUUGCUGCAUGCAUUUCAAAACAAAACAGUGCCCUCACUGCGUUGGGGUAAGCCGUGAUUUGUUCAAUUAUUUAUCAUGUGUGUAUAAAACGUAUUGUAAUGCCAGUGAUAUUAAUUAAUUCUGAUUGAUAAUAUUUUCAUUCUAAACAAUUUUUCCAGAUAUGCGUUUCUGGAAAAAUUGUUUAGAAUGAAAAUACAUGUCUCCUUUCACUUUGUAGUAAAAUGAAAUGCCUAUUUGUAUUCAGGGAUUAUCAUUUGAUCAAAUGUAAUUAUCAAGUGCAAUCAAUAGUUUCAAUUUUUAUGAUGAAUUGAAUUUGUCAUAUAUGUAAUUCUUUGAAUUGUUAUGUAUAUGAAUAUAGUUUUUAUAUUAUACAUAUUCAAAGAUCUCAAUAAAUCAUGAAAUUGAACUUGCUA